This is a messenger RNA of Arachis ipaensis, 1416 nucleotides long. RefSeq lists its product as uncharacterized. The record is from RefSeq and is a predicted model, not a curated record. NCBI's taxonomy places the organism in Eukaryota, Viridiplantae, Streptophyta, Magnoliopsida, Fabales, Fabaceae.
AUGCCAAUCACUGACGAAGUGACUAUGCAGAAUAUGUUUCAAAUUCACCGGCAGACUCAGAUGCGACAGCCACAGAUUGAGCUGUAUGUUGAAUUUGAAACCGUAGAGGCGGAAGGGAUUCAAAAUGAUUUAGAGGUGGAGGAUGAUAAAGCUACAGUAUACGAGGGAAUGAAUAGUGACAGCGAAGAGGACUUCAAAGCCACUUAUGAAGCCGGCGACGAAGACGAGGAUGGUGAUGUGGGAGUUGAGACAGCAGUGGAUAAUGUAGUGGUUCACCCCUCGAUUAGUCAACCGAUGAACGUGCCACCUUUUAUGCGCGUUGCUGAUCCUGAGGACGGAGAAUUUUGGAUUGGUAUGGAAUACAGUUCUAGAAAGUGGGUCGUGGUAGCAAUUAGAAGUUACACUAUCGCUAGAGGAGUUGACUACGACGUGUAUGAGUCUGAGCCACAGACGUUCUAUGCAAAAUGCAAGAUGUAUGGGCAUGGGUGCGAUUGGCUUAUCCGAGCUAGCUUGAUACGGAAAAAAGGUUGUUGGGAGAUACACAGAUACAACGGUAGGCACACGUGCACAACGGGAGUGAUUUCGCAAGAUCAUUCCAUGUUGGACUCGGAUACAGUUGCUGAGGCUAUAUGGCCAUUGGUCGAGACUGACCCGUCCAUCAAGGUGAAAUAUAUAAUAGCCGAAGUCCAGUCAAGGUUCAACUAUACCAUCAGUUACCGAAAGGCUUGGUUGGCAAAGCAGAAGUCCAUAGCAAAAGUUUUUGAUGAUUGGGAGGAGAGUGUCCAAGCCUUGCCAUGGUGGCUCUCGGUUAUGGUUCAGAAGAUGCCUGAGUUAGUUGUCCAAAUAGAAACACGCCCACUGUACAAUGGGAAUGAGGAGGCGCAAGGGGUAAAAAUACUGCAUCGCAUAUUUUGGAGAUGGGAACCAGAACAUUAUGCUUAUCGCUUUGCCUUGGUGGAAGGGGAGACAGCUGAUGCGUGGCACUUCUUUCUUAGGAAUCUGCGAAUGUAUGUUGUCAGAAAAGAUGGUGUGGGAAUGAUCUCAGACCAGCGUGAGUCAAUUUGGGCAGCAGUAAAUCGUUCCGGAGGUAACUGGCAACCUCCAAGAGCAUGGUGGAUAUUUUGUAUAAGGCACAUCGGCAGCAACUUCUUACGAGUAUUCAAAGUCCCUCACUUGCAAAAGCUUGUGGUCAACAUUGGGUAUUCAAGAACGGUGGAGGAGUAUAACAUCAACUAUAAGAGGCUCCAAGAGCGAGGCGAGGCAUAUGCCAGGUGGUGCAACGCCAUUGGACUUAGACAUUGGGUAUUGGCAUUCGACGAGGAACAUCGAUGGGGCCAUUUGACGACGAACCUUGUCGAGUGCAUUAACUCAGUGUUGAAGGGUGUCCGUAAUUUACCUGUGUUGGCACUAGUUUGA